Messenger RNA from Clonostachys rhizophaga, 993 nucleotides. The record is from the annotation of a GenBank genome assembly. NCBI's taxonomy places the organism in Eukaryota, Fungi, Ascomycota, Sordariomycetes, Hypocreales, Bionectriaceae.
AUGAGGUGUCUACCGCUUACUCAGUCGAUUCUUCUGGCUGCCAUUUCGGUUCUUCCGGUAGCUGCGAUCACAAGUUUGCCAGCAAGUUGCGGACAGAACCUAUUCGUGAACCCCUCGUUUGAGAAUGGAGCCACAGCAGUUCCUGGAUGGGCUUACGAGUUCACUCCCGGAGAGUCCACCGACCAGCACAGCGAUGGAGCAAAGUCGAUGACAAUCCUCACAAGUCCAUCAGCCAAUAAUUUCGGGCAAACAGUGUACGGACUGGACGCGACCCAACUAUACGACAUCACUAUCGACUACAAGGCUAUUGUGAACCCCAGCGCCGCGACCGGAUUCACAUGCUACAUCUCUUUCUACCUGUCCAUUCCUCAAGGCUCAGUCUAUCAAACGGGCGCUUUGAAAUUCACCGCAGAUGGCAACGACAAAGGAUGGAACACGCUUAGGUCUCCUGGAAUGAGACUGCCAUACCCAGACGGAGUAUUCAUCGGCUUUAAUGUUUACUGCAUGGCGCCAGCGGGCAGUUCUAUCACUGGGGCAGGCACUCUAUAUUUCGACAACGCCAUAAUUGCAGUCCCAUGCCCCGUGUCGUCAACGACUGACAUCUCCACUCCAUCCGCGCCAGUAUCGACCCCUUCGACAGCCUCACUAUCUUCUACUCCGACUCCUGUGAACUCUUCAACCUCUGAUCAGCUGGCAUCAAUAACGCCAUCUGACCCAUCAACUACCCCCAGCUCCUCGACUCUGGGUACAGAUGCUGUUACGCCAACAGUAACGACGCCAGGUUCAUCUACCACUACACCAGCUGCUACACCCACCACCUUAUCGACCUUAACGACGCCUAUCUCAUCUACAGAGAGCCCAGUGUCCGAUUCAAACGCCACGACCUCAACGCCGACGGAUCUUGCCUCUGCACCUACACCAAGACCUUCCCGUAGACCUUGCAGAAGCCGUCGAAUGCGUAGAUCUGAACUAGUGUCUGAGAUGGAAAUCUAG